GGCGAGGAUGCAGAGCCAUGAAGCCUGAGAUGCUCCUCCCGCUGCUGCUCCUGCUGGUCCUCCCGGCCCCCCCGUUGGCCUCGGCCAAGAGGGGCUCCUGCCCGCAGUCAGAACCUGGCCUGAUCACCACGUGCGAUGUGCGCUGUAGCUCUGACAGCGAAUGCCCAGGCGACAUGAAGUGCUGCCACUGGGGCUGCAGCAUCAGAUGCAUGAAGCCGGUGCUAGCCAAACCAGGUGUCUGCCCCAGAAGAAAGGUGCUGCAGACCUUCGCCCCCUGCACAAACUCAUGCCGUGAUGACUCCGACUGUCCCGGACGUACCAAGUGCUGCUUCACGGGCUGUGGCCUCGGCUGCCUUCCUCCCAACAGAGGGAGAUACGGGGAGUGACCCCAAGGAGGAAGCAGCGCUGGAGCACAGCAGGGCCCCUCCGUGGGCUCAGCAGCCUGGGGGCCGGGGUCUGUGGUGAUGCUGGCUGCCGUGCUCUGCCCCAUGCAAUAAAGUUGCCAGGACGCCUGGCUUGCAGCA
This is a messenger RNA of Calidris pugnax (ruff), 524 nucleotides long. Its product is annotated as WAP four-disulfide core domain protein 18-like. Gene Ontology annotation, cellular component: extracellular region. NCBI's taxonomy places the organism in Eukaryota, Metazoa, Chordata, Aves, Charadriiformes, Scolopacidae. Gene Ontology annotation, molecular function: peptidase inhibitor activity. The coding region runs from base 18 to 386 and encodes 122 amino acids. The transcript is spliced from 4 exons. The record is from RefSeq and is a predicted model, not a curated record.